AUGGUCGCCAACACUCUCAUUUACCACCCUGCGCUGGCGCACUGGGUGCGCUACGUUGCGACAACGGUCGGCCGCGACAAGCUCCUCCGCACACUCCAAUACUUCUCCCGCUUCUACGCGUGGUACCUGUACCGGACCAACAAGCCCCAGUCCGCGAUCGACCCCUACAAUGCCGUGAAGAAGCAGUUCGGCACGACGCGCAAGAUCAUGCGUAUCGGCAAAUUCCUCGAGCACCUCAAGGCCGCCGCCAUCGCCUUCGACAACAAGACCCCCGCCGACCCCGUCCUGCGCUACCUUGCUAUCGGUCGCCAGCUCGGCUACGCCAGCUACAUGACCCUCGACACCAUCACCGUCGUCGAUGCCAUCGGAUACCGGAAGCUGGCUUCCAUCAAGCGUCUGCAGGAUUCGGCCUACCGCUCGUGGGGCGCGGGAUUGAUUUUCAGCGUUGUUGCUGGAGUUUACACUCUUGUUCGUCUCCAGGAGAAGGAGAAGACUAUUGAUCGCAAGGAGGGUGAGGGCGUUGUUGAGGCGAAGAAGAUUGAAAAAGAGCGCUCUGCUGCUCGGAUACAGCUCCUCUCCGACGUGUGCGAUCUUGCCGCGCCGUUGUCUGCUGUCGGUAUUGUCAAACUCGACGAUGGCCUCGUCGGUAUCGCGGGUACCAUCAGCAGUUUGAUUGGUGUUUGGUCCCAGUGGCGCAAGACCGCCGUCCCCGUCUAA
Molecule: messenger RNA, 717 nt
Organism: Penicillium paradoxum
Lineage: Eukaryota; Fungi; Ascomycota; Eurotiomycetes; Eurotiales; Aspergillaceae
Product: PEX11 family protein
Exons: 3
Coding region: 1-717 (238 amino acids)
Biological process (GO): peroxisome fission; regulation of peroxisome size
Cellular component (GO): peroxisomal membrane
Source: RefSeq, a predicted model, not a curated record